AUGCAAUUUUUCGUCGCCGCCACGCGAUUCUCAACAACCGUCACCAUUCUCAUCGUGUGUUUGAUCGUUCUUCUGAUUACGGUCCAACCGGCGGAGGCAUUAUCGAGCAAUAUGCAAGGCUCACUUCGGCAGAGUCGCAACUGUUUCUUCUCGCCGAUGGGAUGUAUAUUCAUGCCGAAAAUGUCGCGGAUUCGUAAAAUGUCCAACAACCAAAAAAAAAUCGAGCAAUAUGCAAGGCUCACUUCGGCAGAGUCGCAACUGUUUCUUCUCGCCGAUGGGAUGUAUAUUCAUGCCGAAAAUGUCGCGGAUUCAUCGAGCAAUAUGCAAGGCUCACUUCGGCAGAGUCGCAACUGUUUCUUCUCGCCGAUGGGAUGUAUAUUCAUGCCGAAAAUGUCGCGGAUUCGUAAAAUGUCCAACGAUUACGAUGGAUGA
This is a messenger RNA of Caenorhabditis bovis, 432 nucleotides long. The record is from the annotation of a GenBank genome assembly. Lineage: Eukaryota; Metazoa; Nematoda; Chromadorea; Rhabditida; Rhabditidae.